Molecule: messenger RNA, 3224 nt
Organism: Epinephelus lanceolatus (giant grouper)
Lineage: Eukaryota; Metazoa; Chordata; Actinopteri; Perciformes; Serranidae
Gene: vstm2la
Product: V-set and transmembrane domain containing 2 like a
Cellular component (GO): membrane
Source: RefSeq, a predicted model, not a curated record
CCUCAGUCAGUCUGCUGGCGUUCAGGGAGGCUGCAGCCACUUCUGCCUUGCUGUAUUCUUCGCAGGUAUCUCACUCAUUUCCUCGCCAGAACAAGUCACCUGGAUUUUAAAAAACAAAACUAAACAAAACACAAAGAAAAGAAAAGCAACAAAUCUUUUUCGACGUGCACGCCACCCGAUGUGAAAAAGACAGAGAGGGGAAAGGAGAGCAGAUAAAACAGAAGAGAAAUGGGAGCGUUCAGAGUGCUGCUGGGGAGUUUACAUUACAUGGGACUCUACAUGCAACUUAGUGUCUCCACAAGGCAAGCUGGACACGGCGAGAUAGAGAACCACAUCUCUGGGAACGCCAUGUUCACAGAGGUGCCUCACGAUAUGACUGCUCAGAGAGGUCAGGAUGUGGAGAUGGCCUGCUCCUUCAGAGGGGCGGGAACGCCCUCGUAUUCGCUGGAGAUCCAGUGGUGGUACAUCAGGAACCAUCUCGACUGGACAGACAGACAGCCCUGGACAACCAAUGAAGUGGCUCCUGAGGAGGAGAUGCCAAAGGAUGCUACAAAGAUAAGUGUUGUGAAGGUGGUGGGAAGCAACAUCUCCCACAAACUCCGUCUCUCCCGAGUCAAGCCGUCCGAUGAGGGCACCUACGAAUGUCGUGUCAUCGACUUCAGCGAUGACGCAGGUGCCCGCCACCACCGUGUCAGAGCCUACCUGCAGGUGGUGCCAGAGAGCGACAUAAUUGACAGCAACCACAAUGACAACUUUGAGGCCCUGGACGAUACCAAGGGAGGAGUGGCAUUCGUCGACGGGGGCGACAUGGAGUCACACGGUGGCACCAAAGAGCACGCUCACGGCCAUCACCAGAAUCACGGGCACCACCAGGAGCACGGCAAGCGGCCUUCAUCGUCGGCCCACCAUGGCCACAGCCACAGCGGCAGCAGUCAGCAACACAAGGCAGGCAGAGAGCUGAGGAAGAGGGACGUGGACAGUAACCACAGCCACAAUGACUGCACCAACGAGCCGAGCUGUACGCUGUAGAUGUCGCCUUACGACACCUGAGUGAUAGAUUACACAAGGAUUGCAUAACAUGAUGUGUGUCACAGCAUAAAAAGCUAUUCUUCCCACACAGUGCAAGCGUGUGCACAAAUCCAGAAUCCCUAGAAAUGUACAGUGUGGCUUGUUCAGAGCACAGCGCUGCAAACUGUGCUGGGGAAUGUAGCUUUUUCUUGCUGUGCAUGGGUCUGGGUUGGACUGCUCACUGUCUGUAAAGCCUGGCUUCACGUCAUUCAGCGAGGGGGCUGAUGUGUAGAUCUAAGCAGCUCCACUGUUUCUGGUCUCAGCACCGACAAAAAAAAAAAAAAAAAGACUUGUCUUACUAUUAACCCAUGCUCCGUUCCACUCUUGUACUUUAGAUACUGUAAAUGACACAACCCUGCUUUCAGGCUCAUACUUCUUCCACUGCCUUACUCUCUCAUUUGAUACACCUUCAGAAACGAAAGGGUAUUAUUAUACCUUUUGUAACUGGGUCUACGCGCGGUAAAAGAAAUGUUCCUUUUAUUCUGAGAGUGCACUGAAUGAAACUAAACCGUCAGUAAUUUUCCCCUGGAAAUCUAGUCGAGUCUGAUUCCUCAGCUUUUUACUUAGAGCACUAGCUUCUUUGCAUUUUUUUGUGUGUUCAUAUAAUGCACAUGAAUAUGGUGCAAAAUCUGUAUGCACCUGAAAUUCAGCAAUUUAUUCUGUGUUUACUCACAGGGGGGAAAGAAACAUGCUUUCUUCAGCAGAAACUCAUCAAGGUCCCAAAGCAGCAGCGCUCAUCAAGGACAGAUACGGCCUCAAUUCAUUUGAGUUGGAGGAAAUACUGCGGGAAGUCUGAGAUUUCUUCCCCAUUUGUGCGGAGUUCAAACAAAGCACACCACAGGCUUUAUUUUCCCCCACAGCACUUUUGAGCUUAUGAAUUUGCAGCCCAACAAAAAAGAUGUGAUUUUUGUUCACCCCCUUGUGCUGCAGGUUUAAUCCAUUCAUGGCUGUUCAGGCUGAGAGGAAUCAAUCGUGUUGUUCCAUGUGGACCCCACCUGUUUGGAAAGCCAUGAAAAGACUCAAAUCUGUGCCACUAAAUUAAAAAUUUGACUUGGUGUGCCUCUAAAGCCACUCUGUGACUAGAAAUCAAUGGAAGAAAUGUGAUCUUGGUGAUACUUUUUUGGAAGAGCAGUGCUGUAUCCCGGCUUAGUUCCCUUAUUCUGAUGCUCCAGCCCAGUGCUCAUCAAUCAUUUAAAAAGCCUCAAUCCUCUCCACUACAAGCCUCUAAUCCACUCUGUAUAUAUGACUGUAUAAUAUGAAAUAAAGUGAGUGCAUGUUCAGUAAUUUUCUUAAAAACUUUUUCAACCAACCAUACACAAAGACAGUGUGUUAGUUAAGGAUAUUUUGUCAUUUAUUUAUUUGGUUCAUUUAAAAAAAAAAUGUCCAUUCAGUUCGGAUUUUUUUUUCUACUUUACAAGUCCUGUCUAAUAGUUUUUCAAAGCAGUUUUCCGUUGCUUUACCGCUCUCCAGAAGUGCUGUACAGACAGAUGAAUGACAUAUUCUCUUCAUAGCUGCUCAGAAAGGGGUUUCCCUUAUGUAUCUUAGUACUUAAAGCAGUGUUUCUUAAACUACUGUACUGUAUGUGCAGGGCCGCACACAUGAGUGUUACCGUGUUUUAAAUGAGCUUGUACGUGGGAUUCAUUUCGUGCAGUUUGGGACUUUGGUCUGAAAAGAUCUGAGAGGCCAUUUUACUUCUGCCAAUUGAUAAUCUCUUUGCUUAGAUGCUCGUGUGAAGCGCAGGACAGUGCUUUACUCUGAAGGGAUCAAAUGGGGCAAAGUGAAUGUGGGUGACAUGCUGGAUGAAGCCUUCAGCAGUGAGGGCGAGAAGUAAGAGAAAAGUGUUGUUAGUGAAACCCUGAAAUUGGCUGUUCAUACCGCCUCAAAAUAUAGUCUGUGUCUCAAGGCCAUGCGGGGCUUUAUUUCUCUGCUGUAGGGGAACGUUGUUGGCAGUCCCUGCAGAGAGGGAGGGAGCUUUAGUGAACAGAGGAGUGAUCAAUUGGAUGUUUUUUUUUCAAUGAGUAACUUUGAUUUGAUGUUUUGUAAAGAAGAGAUCACUGUUAAAAAAAAGAGGGAAAAUGUACAUUUCUUCUAGAAUGUUUGGUCUCACACUAAGUGUAUGGCUUUAUCAAAUGAAAUAAAUUGUAUAUGAAACAACA